GUUUCAAAACCAAUCCUUCACCAAUUAGGCUUCGCUUCAUCUUCCCCUUUUCCUUUCUCUGCCCUUUUUUUUUUCAGUUCCUCGCUCCAAGAUACAACCAUAGUCUCCGGUACGCACACGCCAACUUUUCGGUGCGGCACCUGACAUAAAAGUUGGGGCUUCAUCGGAGCAACGCAAGUGGUAUGGUUGGUUGAUUCUGAGCCUGUCUGCAGCCUGCAUGCUUCCUGAUCGGACACCAUGUUUUCUUUCAAGUCCAGCGUCAAGUCAUCCUUCGAUGGCAACGAAGUCCCGAGCUCACGCUUCAUCGAGGAAUCAGACGUGCAGGAACAAUUCAGCAAACUGCAGGAGGAGCUGAGGAAGGAGAAAGAGGAGAAGGUACGUGCCCUAUAUGAGAUAGGAGAGCUCAGGAAGAAGAACAAGAACAAAAAGUUGAAGAGCAAUGGAGGUGGGGAUCAGUUGGACCUUGCUGACAGAUUACAGCAGUUGGAAGGUGAACUGGAGGCUGCAAGAGAUUCAGAGAGGAAACUGCUAGUGUCAUUGGAGGCCCAAAUAAAGCAGCUUGAACAAACCAAGGUAUCUCUGGAGGAGGCCAAGCUCAAGAUAGCUUCGCUCCAGGACAACAACAAGAGCUUGGAGGCCUUAACCGCACUGCCCUCUAAUCCCAGCAGGCAACCGGUGAAGAAUUUCAGGAGAAGGGGUAUGAUGUCCUUCUCCUUUGCCGACCCCAACGAGGUAGAGACAAGGUCACUACAGCGUGAGCUCAAGUCGGCUGUGGAAUCUGAGGAGAAGUGCAAGAAGGCCAUGGAUGACUUGGCCAUAGCCUUGAAAGAGCAAACAACAGACGCCAGAGAGGCAAAAACAAAGCUUUCAUUGGUGCAAGCUGAGUUGAAUAAUGCAAGAACUGAAGUGGAUAAUUUGAAGGCCUCGUUGGAAACCACAGAGGAGAAGCUCCGGAUGGCACUGGAAAAGGCGGGGAGACUAAAGUUUGACUCAGAAGAAUUAGCAACAGCUUCAAAAGAGAAAGAGAGGGGACUCAUUGAUUGCAUCAAGAUGUUUGAGGGUGAGCUAGCCAAAGGAAAGGAGGAGAAUGAUAAGUUGAUUGAAUCACAGAGGGUGAUCAGAGAAGAGAAUUCUAGGCUGAGGGAAAUGCUGAAGCAUGCGGUGAGUGAAGCUAAUGUAGCAAGGGAAUCGCUUGAGAUUGCCAGGGUGGAGAACUCUCAGCUUAACGAACAGGUAUCUGAGAAAGAAAGUACCUUGCAGAGUAUCAUGCAAGAGUAUGAUUCCCUCAAGAUCAGUGAGGCUGCAGCACAGAGCAGUAUCAAAGAAUUAAAGGAUAUGAUUGAUGCGAUGUUCAGUUCAGAGUCCACCAAAACUUCAGCACAAGCAUCACCCCGAGAUACCGAGAGGGGCGUGAUGACAGAAAAGUAUGUGGCGGAAGAUGAGGUGUAUUCUGAUAGCGGAAGAUCUACUCGUUUCGAGGACAUCAGGAGUCCUGCAAAGCAGAAGAAGAAUACAAUUCUAAAAAAAUUUAGUGACAGAAUGAAGAAAAGGAACUCUCAGACUGCACUCUAGUAUCCCAAGGAAGCAAGUAAAUACAGGUCUAGUUUUCUUUUUGUUUUUUGAAAGCCCUUGAGCACAAGAUAGUUGGAAUGCCAACACAAAUUCACUCCGACGAAAUGAAAAGCAAUGUGUGGAGUAGCCCUUCUUUUACUCAGUUUUACAGAUUUAAACUACAGAGAAUGGAACAUAUAUGUAAAAAAUACAGAGUAUGAAAUAUUAAAACAGGCAUAGUUUUUAUUCUUGA
Messenger RNA from Phragmites australis (common reed), 1804 nucleotides. RefSeq lists its product as uncharacterized. The transcript has 2 exons. The coding region runs from base 238 to 1572 and encodes 444 amino acids. NCBI's taxonomy places the organism in Eukaryota, Viridiplantae, Streptophyta, Magnoliopsida, Poales, Poaceae. The record is from RefSeq and is a predicted model, not a curated record.